Molecule: messenger RNA, 841 nt
Organism: Cherax quadricarinatus
Lineage: Eukaryota; Metazoa; Arthropoda; Malacostraca; Decapoda; Parastacidae
Source: RefSeq, a predicted model, not a curated record
AUGACCCCGGAGAAAGGCCCCGGAAGACGGACCCGUGAGAUACCCCCGGAGGCCGGUCCAAGGACAUCACUUACAAGGACAUCCACUAGUCCUUCUCCAAAGCCAAAAUUUGCAUGCCAGUUUUCUCCAUCCUUACAGUUGGAAGACUCUCAACCCGUGGAAGAUUUUUCAGUCACUUUCAUGCAGAAGUUUAAUGAUAAACUCGUUAGAGAAUCAUGGUCCACAGAGCAACGAACAACUAACUUCUUGUUCCAUCCUACACACAUGAUGGAUGAUGCUGACUUUGGUGACUGCUGUCUCCGUCUUCUUCUAAUGCCAUAUGCUCUCAUUACAAAUUCUUUGUUUCUCCUGCAGGUGCUCUUGGUCUGCCUCGCCUCCCUGGCUCUCGCCCUCCCUCAGGGAGAUCCUCGCGACGUCGAAGCUGUCAUCGUAAAUGACGUCAGAAGCGACAACGGCGAUGGAAACUUCAAUCACGAGUUUGAAACUAGCAACGGAAUCUACUCGCAAAACACCGGCACCCCGGGAUCAGAAGGACAGAGCAACAUGCAGGGCUCCUUCAGGUUCACUCUUCCCGACGGCACCAUCGCUGAGGUCCGCUUCAUCGCCAACGAGAACGGAUACCAGCCCCAGUCCGACAUCUUCCCCAAUCCUCACCCACUUCCCCCCCAUGCCGUCGAGCAGAUCCGCGUCGCCGAGGAGCAGCGCCGUCAAGGCAUUACUUUCGACAAAUAAAUACGAGAUCGACCUUCUCCUCGACUUUUGCUGCUGAUUUCCCCUGUAUAUGGUAAACUCGUGGCGACAGGCUAAAAAAUUUUGGGUAUUCUCCAUCACAUCCACUCCU